GGUUGUAAGAAUAAAGCAGGUUUGAAACAAUACAGGAAUAAUGAUGUGUCUACAGUGUUAUAGACAGGUCUGUUCAAUAAGUGACUGUUGUUCACCUCUUACUUGAUGUAUAGGGUGUAGUAAUUCACCAGCUAUAGAGUGAGUUGUUGUUUAUGUGUCUUAGACUGCAGGGUGGGAGAUGCAACAAUGGCCUUGAGAACAGCAGGAAGUGUGUUGGUGGUCCUUCUCUUGUCUGUGGCAGAAACUACGGCAACAAAGUGUGGAGAAAAAAGCAGGGUUAUGGUGUCUUCCAACAACACAGAGAAGGGACAGGAGGUGAUACUGACCUGUAGCACCACCUGUACUCUGAGUGACAACCCCACCUACAUCUGGUACAUAAAAGGCCAACAUCUAGAUGAGAGCACCUCCCAACAUUACUCUGUCAAGAUAUACUAUUCAGACAGCUACUCCUGUGCUGUUAAAGGCUAUGAAGCUCUCCGAUCUCCUGCAGUGUGUGUUCUGGGUCAGAACUGUUUCAACGUGACUGACACCCAUCAGAGUGUCUGUGCUGUGAAGGGCUCAACAGUGGAACUGCCCUGCACAUAUCAACAUCCAAGUAAUCAUGUAGUCUCAGAACCAAACUGGUAUAUCCAAGAGAAAUAUAAUGAGGCGCCUAAAAUCCUGAGCUCGGUGCCAGAGUAUGCAGGUCGUGCUGAGUACCUUGGGACUAAAGAGAAAGACUGCACCCUGAGAAUCACAGACCUGAGAGAGAGAGAUUCAGCUGAGUACAAGUUCAGAUUUAAAACACAGUAUGCAGAAUGGGGGUACAGCUUCCCUGGAACAACUCUGACUGUCACAGGUCUGCAGGUGAAGGUGACUCCUGCCACAGAGAAAGGGAAUCUGACACUGACCUGUAGCACCACCUGUACUCUGACUGACGACCCCACAUACAUCUGGUACAAGAACGGACAACUUCUCACCAACCCAAACACCCAAGAUAACUACCUSWWCCUAGACCMAGUCAGCAGUGAGGAUGCAGGCAGAUACUCAUGUACAGUAGAAGGCUACAAUAAUCUCCAUUCUCCUGUAUUGUCUGUGGGGGAACAAUCAUCUUUGAAGGAAGCAGCUGUAGGAAUCAUAGUGGUGGUUCUGGUUCUCAUCCUCUGUCUCUCUGGCUUCAUGUGGUUCAGGAAGAAGCCGUCCAUAUCUACCUCUGACACAAGAGACAGGGUAGACACAGCAGAGAAUGGACAGGGAGACUCUAGUCCARUGUAUGACAACAUCUCAGGCAUGGCCAUGAMCCCUACUGCAKCACAGACAGCGGMCMCAUACGACCAGGAUGAUGUUCACUAUGCCAGUGUCCAYCACAAAAACCAGGAKGUGCCUCUGUACUUYACCGUCCAACUGCUUCAGCCACAGAAACAGGAUGAGGAUGUCCAGUACGCUGCUGUGAAAUUCAACCACCCCAGUGCUACUCAAUAGACUGUUUUUCAGUCAGAUUGAUAGUUGUUGAGGUGCCAGUAGAGAGUGCUGUGGUACAGUACACYGGAAACACCAGGUUUUMGUGUAGCUGGUGAGACAUACAGAAGUACAGAGAAACCACAGGCCUCUUAGUAUGGUCAAAUUAUGUUGCAUUUGUUUUAAAGUAUUUUAAUGGGGAUAUUUUCCAACAUUCCUUAUUUUAUAGUAAGUGUGCUCCAAAAAGAUGUUCACAUAUUGUUUAUAAGCCAUUUACUGACGUGUUGGUUGUCAGGAAGAAGCAUCAUGAGGACAGGAAGCCAGCUGUGCAUCAACAUCUUCGCCCCUCUACAUCUAGUUGGUCAGCCACAGAACUCACACUCUGUUUCACAUGGCCAGUAAGGUCACCUACUAAACUCCUCUCUUCACUCUGUAAUACUCUUGAUAAUAGCUCAUACCUUAUUAUUCUACUACUUCUUGGUGAUUUGUUUUGUAGAACGAAUGUUUGCAUGUAAAUCUCAUUGUAACAUAUUUUGUUUAGCAUUUAUUUUACCAUAUUUGUUUUUUUCUAGCAUAUAAUGCAAAAAAUAAAGUAUUUAUGUUAUUUGCCCAGAACAGCUUAAUUCCAAUACCAGGUGUAAUCUAUUCUGCAAUUGUAACUAUCUUGCUCCUCUCCUUUGCUAUUCAAUCUUUAGUCAUCUACAUGUUAACUGGGGCACAGAUCUCUAGGCCGAUGUGACAUCAUUAGUUAUCUUGCAUCAAGCCUUUUGGGGUUUUAGUCCCUUGUAUAGUUAUUAUUAUUAAUAAUAAUAAUAUAAGUUGACUGAGUUAUGCAUGUUAAUGUCUUGAAGUAGCUUUCUAGUGUUUCCAGAUUUCUAUCAAAUAUGCGCU
Molecule: messenger RNA, 2328 nt
Organism: Salvelinus sp. IW2-2015
Lineage: Eukaryota; Metazoa; Chordata; Actinopteri; Salmoniformes; Salmonidae
Product: myeloid cell surface antigen CD33-like
Source: RefSeq, a predicted model, not a curated record